CCUCAGGAGGGAGAGGCAGGGGCAGACUCACCCCCACCCCCGGGCCCCACACGCCUGCCCUGCCGGUUCCGCAGACCAUAGGUCACCCCGCACACCCCGAGGCGACGACGUCAGCACCUGCCCGCCCAUGCAGACCCUGUCCCCUGAAUUAUUGAUGCGGCUGACAGGCCGAACCACAGCAGCACCACCACCAACUCCCACACCGGCGCAAAGCCCGGCUCAAAGCAUCCCCCGUCCCCUGCAGUGCUCAAGGUCACAGGCGAGGGGAGACGAACAGGCCGAGAGGAGCCGCCACAGCCGCCUUCCCUCCUGCCGCAGUGCUUCCCGCCUGCGCCCACCUGGAGGCGUGGCCGGCUCUGACGUCACCCAGAGCCAAUGGGAGUGCAGGGCCCUGAGGGUUGGGGGCCUCAGAGUGCACCGCACUGUGGCCCUUGGGGCGCUGCCCUUGCGCAGUGCUCCAAGGGACGGGGAUGCUUGGCUUCGAUUGGGCUGAACUGAGUCCUGAGCUCCCCGCAGAGUCAGAGAAGGCGUUAGGGAGGUGGGCAGCAGGGUUCAGUGAAGGUCACUGGGCUUUGUAGGACAGGCAGCCCGGCGACGCCCAGGCCCAGCCCCAGCACUUCCCAUCCUGGGAGAUGAGCCCUAGUAGGGUCUGACCACGUCACCUCAGAGGGAUGGGGACCGGGCGGCCACACCAGGGGUGGGAGGAGACAGUCGGGACCUGCUCAGCAGCGGAGGGCAGACACCCCUCGCAGCCCUCACGUUGACCCGCAGGCUGCGGAUCUGGGUUUGGAAGACACCGCCCUGGGCUCUUGACGUCUGAACCCGGGAGGAUAACUGUCCUUUAUGCAGCCGGAGGCGCAUUGCAGCUGUUCUGCAGUCCCACCCUCCAAAGCUGAGAGAACUCACAGGUUGCUGUGAAGGGGCUGCCUGGUCAGGAGCUCCCUCACGUGGAACCUGAUCUCCUGUGAACAUGCAACCUUCAGUGCACCGCCCUGGCCCCUGAGACUGGCACCUGGCAGGGCCCACCCUCCCUACUCUGGGAUUGACCUUGGGAACAUGACAUCGAGACGCCCUACGGCCUUCUGCACGUGGUGAUCCGGGGCUCCCCCAAGGGGAACCGCCCAGCCAUCCUCACCUACCAUGAUGUGGGCCUCAACCACAAACUAUGCUUCAACACCUUCUUCAACUUCGAGGACAUGCAGGAGAUCACCAAGCACUUUGUGGUGUGUCACGUGGAUGCCCCUGGACAACAGGUGGGGGCGUCGCAGUUCCCUCAGGGGUACCAGUUCCCCUCCAUGGAGCAGCUGGCUGCCAUGCUCCCUAGCGUGGUGCAGCAUUUCGGGUUCAAGUACGUGAUUGGCAUCGGAGUGGGUGCCGGAGCCUAUGUGCUGGCCAAGUUUGCACUCAUCUUCCCCGACCUGGUGGAGGGGCUGGUGCUGGUGAACAUCGACCCCAACGGCAAAGGCUGGAUAGACUGGGCUGCCACCAAGCUCUCCGGCCUAACUAGCACUUUACCCGACACGGUGCUCUCCCACCUCUUCAGCCAGGAGGAGCUAGUGAACAACACAGAGUUGGUGCAGAGCUACCGGCAGCAGAUUGGGAACGUGGUGAACCAGGCCAACCUGCAGCUCUUCUGGAACAUGUACAACAGCCGCAGAGACCUGGACAUUAACCGGCCUGGAACAGUGCUCAAUGCCAAGACGCUCCGCUGCCCCGUGAUGCUGGUGGUCGGGGAUAAUGCACCUGCUGAGGACGGGGUGGUGGAGUGCAACUCCAAACUGGACCCGACCACCACGACCUUCCUGAAGAUGGCAGACUCCGGAGGGCUGCCCCAGGUCACACAGCCAGGGAAGCUGACUGAAGCCUUCAAAUACUUCCUGCAAGGCAUGGGCUACAAAGCAGUCCUACUUCUCCACCGGCAUCCUCGAGGGAGGCACGGCUGGAAACCCAGCACCUCCCUGCACCAGCUGCUCAGGGCUGCCUGUGCCCUCAGCCAGCAUGACCCGCCUGGCACGCUCCCGCACUGCAUCCCUCACCAGUGCCAGCUCGGUGGAUGGCAGCCGCCCACAGGCCUGCACCCACUCGGAGAGCAGCGAGGGGCUGGGCCAGGUCAACCACACCAUGGAGGUAUCCUGUUGAAGCCCUCGAUCCCGCUGACGACGCCCACCUGUCCGCCCACGUCAAGGCCCCACCGCCAUCCUUGCGCCGGCUCAUGUUCCCUUUAGUUUAUUUUUGUGAGGGCAAAGGGGAGGAAAUGGGGUUCUGUUUGAAAAAAAUGAGGGGAUCUAUCUUAGAUCCUUCAGCGGAACAGUCUCCAGGUGUUUUGAGGGGCUCACUCCUCCCCACCCCAUCUCACUCUCCGUGGUAACUUGGCCGACUUGACCCCUCUCAUCUCACUCCCUGCGGCCCAGGCACAGGAGGGCAGGGCCAUAGGGAGGGAGAUUCUCUAAGGAUCCAGGCCAUUCCUGGGUGAGCCCUUGGGCAGGCAUGUUUGCAGAUGGGAGAGGCUUCGAGAGGGUGGUUACUGGGCCCACAGGGGUGCAGGGCCAGCUCAGGCACUGGAGUGGGAGCCCUGGGAGACCCCUUCCCCCACUCUCCACCAAGCACACCCGUUUCUGUCUCAUAGCACAUGUGACAAUCAUCUGGACAAUAGCCACAAGGGGGCGCUCGGACCAGGCAGCCACUUUCCUGGUGCUCUCUGGGCCCAGCUGGUGCUGUAGGGCCAGGCAGGCAGGGGCGUCGGGGUUUCUCUGCCCAAGGAAGACAGAACAUGGAGAACCGUGAGGGCAGGAACCCCACAGACCGUCCCUUCCAGCCCACACUCUGCCACCUCCUGGCCCUCUCCCAUUUCUGAGCCAAGGCCUCCCCGAGGCAGAAGUUGCCUGGUCGUCUGUCCCCACAGUGACCUGACUGGGGGUGAGGGAGAAGGAAGAGAGAGCCCAUGUGUGGCGUGUGUGCCCUGAGAACAUCGUGGUGACUGCCUUUGGGAGCCCGCAGGUGGCCAGAGGCAGGGGUAGCUGAGUUCCUGGAGACCCCUUUUUUGCCCCCAGGUUCCCCAGAGGGCAAUGCCUUCAGUAGCAGUGUGGUGUUUCAGGCAGAGCUCUGGCCAGGCUGUGCCAGCGUGUCCUGGAAGCAUCACUAAGGAAGAGUGAGUUUAUUCAGUCAACUGGCCCAAGGCAGCGAGACUUCUACAGUCCCAUACCCCAUAGCCCCCUGGGCUGGGGCUUACUAGGGGCUGAUGAUUCUGGACACGAACAAGAGCCAGGUAGAGGAGAAAGGCUUCCCCCACACCCCAGCCCCCUGCUGUCCCCUGAAGCCCAGGACUGUUGUGUGCUUUCCAUCCACCCACCUUACCCUAUAGCAUCUUGCGGCCCAGAAACCAGAGCCAUUUGUCUCAGAUCCUAAAUCAAUGGUCACAAACCUCAAAACAGAGAGGGGAGAGAGCAAUGAAAACAUGAAGGGCUGUGGAGGGGGAGGGUUGUGGUGGGUGUUCGGAGGCUGAGAGGACACCUAUAUGCGUAUUUCCUCUAUACACAUCACCCCCCUUCUGUAAUCUUAAGCCAUGACUAGCCUGGUGAUGUGUUAGUUUGUGCCGAGUUCUACCCCCUCAUGUGCUGCUUCUGAAUACUGAAUGUGACUGGUUGAAAGCUGGUAGAAUUCAUCCCUCUUACUGUAGAUAGCACUGCAAAUCUUGGAAUUUUUUUUUUUGUUUUUUGCUGUGUUUCCAGAUGAAAUAUCUAUAUCUAUACAUUAUAUAUAUAGAUGUGUGUGUGUGUGCGUGUGUGUGUGUGUGUGUGUACAUUGGGUCCUCCCAUGUGUGGUGGUCCUCCGGAGGCUGUCUCUUUGGUCAAGGUGAACUUUUAAUGUUUAUUAUUUUCUUCUCCGCACAAAGAGCCUAAUUCUGUGUAUUCUGGUGGCUGCUGUCAUGAGAUGACAAAAUGUAAAACAAAACUCUAGUCAACGUAGAAAGAGUUAACUGUGCUGAAAAACUAAUAAAGAACCUAAGAAUUCCA
Messenger RNA from Cercocebus atys (sooty mangabey), 4013 nucleotides. It is a transcript of the gene NDRG4, whose product is annotated as NDRG family member 4. NCBI's taxonomy places the organism in Eukaryota, Metazoa, Chordata, Mammalia, Primates, Cercopithecidae. Gene Ontology annotation, cellular component: cytoplasm. Gene Ontology annotation, biological process: signal transduction; brain development; positive regulation of ERK1 and ERK2 cascade. Bases 1197 to 2225 code for a protein of 342 amino acids. The record is from RefSeq and is a predicted model, not a curated record. The transcript has 15 exons.